Messenger RNA from Grus americana (Whooping crane), 5547 nucleotides. It is a transcript of the gene ZC4H2, whose product is annotated as zinc finger C4H2-type containing. Gene Ontology annotation, cellular component: nucleus. Gene Ontology annotation, biological process: positive regulation of neuron differentiation. Lineage: Eukaryota; Metazoa; Chordata; Aves; Gruiformes; Gruidae. The record is from RefSeq and is a predicted model, not a curated record. Bases 153 to 899 code for a protein of 248 amino acids. The transcript is spliced from 5 exons.
CUCUGCCUUGUGGGUGUUGUAGUCUUUCUGCUCUCUAGCUGCCUGGGCAGCAAUAGGAAGCCGGACUCUAAGUCCCAUAGCUCCCACUAGAGCCUACCGCACAGGCUCAGAGACCGUAUGCUGGGAGGGGGUGACUACAUUGUGUCUAUUGUAUGGUUUUUUUCUUUUUUUUUCCCCUGGCAUUUUGUACAUUUCACGGGAGGUUUAAAUCGGGAGUGAAAAGCAUGGCAGAUGAGCAAGAAAUUAUGUGCAAACUCGAGAGCAUCAAGGAGAUCAGGAAUAAGACUUUGCAGAUGGAAAAAAUAAAGGCACGACUGAAAGCAGAAUUUGAAGCUCUGGAGUCUGAGGAGAGGCACCUGAAAGAAUACAAACAGGAAAUGGACCUGCUGCUGCAAGAGAAGAUGGCCCACGUGGAGGAGCUGCGACUGAUCCAUGCUGAUAUUAAUGUGAUGGAGAAUACUAUCAAGCAGUCUGAGAAUGAUCUCAACAAGCUCUUGGAAUCUACUCGUCGCCUGCAUGAGGAGUACAAACCCCUGAAGGAGCACGUAGAUGCUUUGCGGAUGACCCUGGGACUGCAGAGGCUACCAGAUCUAUGUGAGGAGGAAGAGAAACUGUCCCUUGACUACUUUGAAAAGCAGAAAGCGGAAUGGCAGACAGAACCACAGGAGCCUCCCAUCCCGGAGUCUCUGGCUGCAGCUGCAGCAGCUGCCCAGCAGCUGCAAGUGGCUAGGAAACAAGAUACCAGACAGACAGCAACUUUCAGACAACAGCCACCUCCAAUGAAGGCAUGUUUAUCGUGUCACCAACAAAUUCAUCGGAAUGCGCCCAUAUGUCCACUCUGCAAAGCAAAGAGCCGAUCUCGGAAUCCCAAAAAGCCCAAGAGGAAACAGGACGAAUGAAACCCAGAAGAUUGACAAGGAAACACAUGACCUGUUCCAGUACUCUUCCAGCAGAACGGCAAAUGUGGCCAGACUUUACUGAAGUGCAGACUCAAGUAUGACCGACCCAUUGUUUUCUAUUUAAUGCAAUGUAAGCACAACGUUCCUGUUUUGUCUUAAUUUUCUUCCAGUCCUUAGGAUUUGGUUUUAGGAAAGUAAGUAUUACUGGUGCUACAGUUUAACGUUUCAAUCAUUCCAUCUUUUGGACUCCUACACAAAGUAGAAUUCUUACGCAAGUAUCCUAAAUGCCAGGCUAUUCCUAUUGGCCAAGUGUGAUUACCACAAAUGCUUUUACAUUCUCUUUUUAAAAACAGAUGUUACUAAAAGAUUAUUAUGUUUUCUCCUGAUAACAGGAGACUAUUUGAAGUGCUGAAAUAGCAGACUGUCUGCCUGUUUCACUAAAGAACAAUUUGUUUUCCAAGCCAGUAAGACUACAUAGGUCUGGGUAUGCAGUAGAGCUCUUUUUAUACAGGAAAUGUUCAGGAAAAAAAAGAAAUUAGUUCUACAGGAAAUCAGUGCGUUAAGGACACACACGAGUUUUGAUUUACUGGAGUUUGAUUGUAGCAUUCCCUCAAACUUGACUUAAAAUUUGGAAGGGGGAUCAAGUUGCUGGCUGGGUAUGAAUUUCUAAAAAUGAUGUAAUUUGUCAUGCUUUAACAUGCUAAUAUGGUAUUAUUUUCAGCAGUCUGAAGACUGAUUAAGUACAAGGCUCAAAUGAACUGUAUUAGCGGCCCUCCUAGGCUCUAUGGCCAACCAGCUCACUGUGGUUCCCCAGGGAACACGCACAAAAUAUCCCAAAUCUCUACACGCACAGACUGCAACAUCAGCCAUUCUGCAUAUCUUCUAUUCCUGGUUUCUGCAGCCAAAAUCUCCCUUGGCAUGCGUAUCCUCCACUGCAGCACAGGGAAGUUCAGUAGCACGUGCCAGGAAAAGCGUCAACUAAAAAUGACGUAUCUCACCAGAACUGCCUGGCUUUGGUCUCAUCGUACUCCCUCAACCAAAACUUCCUAUUUUUCUAUCUUUUAAUAGGUCAUUUUCAAGUAAGCUUUAUUUCAGCCCAGGUUUUCUUCUUGCGCUAUAUGUGUGCCAAAAGAACCCUGACUAAAAGAUCCUUUAGACCACUCCCUGUAUCCCCAUCUUCCCUUUGUUUCACCUCAUGUAACAACAGUUCCUCCAGUGGGGAGGAUGGCAGUGACCCCGCUACAGAAUCAGGGCUUAAAACUCGAGACUCCUUUCUAAUCCCAGUUUUGUUACCACCUUUGUUGUCUAAACUGAUCUCAAGUAUUAAAUAUUCUUUUCACUGACUUCAGGAGGCAGGGACUGCCUGUUUAUAUUCUUCUCUCUUUAGCUCAGGUUUUCCUCUACUAUUAUGCUAGAGUGGUUAUAUUGAGAACUUUGCUUGUUCAAUAGGAGGAACAGGGAAGCCCCAAAUCUCCGGUCAGAACUUUGCCAAAUGCCGGGGACUGUAUAAAUCCACAUAAACCAAUUCUGCUGGCCAAAUCACAUACGCUGCCAUUAAUUUCCCAACUCUGCCAUAAUGUACAUGAGUAUUUUAUUGAAUAUAGUCCUAUAAUUUACGCCAUGUUAAGUUGGUAUUCUCCCAUUUUAAUGUUUCAUGGCCAAAUAAGUAUCUGCUAACAGCAGAGACAGAAUAUGGGCCACGAGCCCCUGAAAAUAUGUGAAGAGCAGAUUCUGCUAGCUGAAUUACUGGAAUGCAGUCUCUGUGAGAUAGCAAUAACGGAGGAUAGUCUGACCCCACGCUCCAAAUGGCAGUAGCGCGCUAACUCUAUCCUUACGCAUGUUUCCUAACACAAAUACUGGAUUCCAAUUUUAAAUGUCAGAGCGGCCACAUGCUGCGUGCCCUGUUCAGAGCAAUUCCUACUGAGUUUAAGGGAAAAUGCACACAGAGCUAAAGGACAGUAUAUUGACACCCCCAAAGUACAUGCAUGACAGCAGCAUACUUUGAUGACCGUUGGACAUAAAUUUAAGUAGUGACAAUGGAGAAUGGGCAAAUAGUCUGCAAUGAAGUAGUGCGAAUAGAAGGAUAGAUUUGUAGAAACUUUGACUUACAGUUCUGAAAUAGAUAAGGUUAGUCAUAGCUGCUCUCACUUCAUUGUUACUUUGCCAGGUUCUUUCUUUCUUGGGAGAUCUCUAGGGCUCUAGACUGAAGUAUGCUUAAGGAUGCACCGUUUACUAAUUUAGUAUGGCAGUUUUGUAUUUUUACUUUUUUAAACUAGUCUCUUGUGCCCUCGUGUUUAACAAGGUUUGGGGUUUUUUUAAAAAAAAAAAAAAAAAGAAAAAAUGUGAAUAUGACAUACUGUGUUUGUAUCAAUCAUGUACUAGUGUUUACAAAUCUGUUUUCACAUCCUUUACGAAGUUCUGCCAUAUGAAUAGCAUGCGUUGCUGGGAAUGAGUCUAACUGAAUAUGAGUCAACAGUGUGCCCUGGCAGCCAAAAGGACCAACCGUGUCUUGGGGUGCAUCAAAAACAGCGCAGCUAGCUGGUCAAUGGAGGUGACCGUCCCACUCUACACUGCACUGUCUCGAGUACCGUGUGCAGUUUUGGACACCUCAGUACAAGAAGGACAUCAAACUAUUAGAGCGUGUGCAGAGGAGGGCAACCAAGAUGGUGAAAGGUCUCGAGGGCAAGACUUAGGAGGAAGUCACUUGGUUUGUUCAUCUUGGAGAAGAGAAGGCUGAGGGGUGACCUCAUCGCAGGCUACAACUUCCUCAAGGAGGGCAGCAGAGGGGGAGGUGCUGAUCUCCUCUCUCUGGUGACCAGCGACAGGACGCGAGGAAACGGAAUGAAGCUGCAUCGUGGGAAGUUCAGAUUGGACAUCAGGAAAAGGUCCUUCACUGAGAGGGUGGUCAGUCGCUGGAAUAGGCUCCUCAGAGAAGCGGUCAUGGCACCAAGCCUACCAGACUUCAAUGAACAUCUGGAUGAUGUUCUUAGUCAUAUGGUUUAGUGUUAGGUAGUCCUGUGAGGAGCAGGAAGUUGGACUCAAUGAUUCUUACGGGUCCCUUCCAACUCGAGAUAUUCUAUGAUUCUAACUAUUUCAAGGAGACAAAAUCUGUAUUAUCUAUUAAGGGAUCCUGGGGGUGGAGGGAUGGAAGCAGUAUCUUUUACAGGGCACCAGUAUUCUCCUCUUGUCUUACAGAUUAAUUAAGGAAGUUUAAAUGAAGAGCUCUUUUUGUGACAGCCCCAGACCCUUUUCUCCCAGGCACCUUUCUCAAGGGACCAGAGGGAUAAUUAUGAAAUAUUGAUUUUGUGUUUUUUAGUCAGAGCAGGAAGCUGUCUGAAGUACAGUUCUUACCAAAAGUCUACUGCAUUUUUGCACCAUGGAGCAACAAUGGCCUCUUCCUUUGUACCUAAUGUUCUUUGUGGAUACUUCUUCACUUGGCUUCAAUUCAUUCUUAUUUGGGUUAAAUUCUCUUAAUAGUCACAGAGACCCUUCUCAAAGUUUACAAGACUUUUAUAUUACUAAAGUCUGGUUUAACCCUGGCUUUGUCAUUCCCUUUUCAAUGGGUAUUCAAGCGACAACAAAAUCACUGGAUUCUUUUGUUCUAGAUGGUUUCCAGGGUCUUUUCCUGGUUCCUCGCUUGCCUCAAAAAAUAGUCCUGUUGUUCUGCAACCAAAUGGCAAAAAAACCCCAAAAAAAACCCCACAAGCCUCUCCCCUUGCCUCCCACCUUAAGCUCACACUAAAAGGAUGCAAACACUCUACUGUGUCUACAGGCUUUGCUACAGAAAUUUUCACACCCAAGCUGGGGUAGAUAAGUUGUUCAAACUUUAAUGCCAAGGACCCCAUUAACUAUAGAGAAAGUGUAAGCCAAAUUUUAAUACUUGCACUUCCUAAAUUCAACUUUAGCUUUCUAAACAGGGCACUGACUGACUGAACCCGCCAGUGGCUUCAAGUUACAGAAUCUAAUUUUGAAAGAACAGCCAUUCAUGUGUUACUCUAAAUAGCAGACUAUUCAAGAAACUAAGAUUUUACUAGCACUUUAAAUAAAUAAAAGUGCUUUCCUUUAUUUGACAGUUUUCUAAUUCCUCCAACAUAGGUUUUCAUUUUAGCAUUUAGGUAUUUUAACAAUAUCUGGCGUUUUCACUGGCUUCUGUGUUUUAAAUAUUUUACUCCUUUGCCCAGUAGGAGUAACAGUGUGCUACCUGUUUAAUUUGUUUGUACAGUCCUUUUUAAUAAAUGUUUGUUUCAUGUCAUGCUUUCUUCGUGCAGAGUAUUUUCACAUCUGUUAUUUGCUUACGCUACUGAGCAGCGGCCAUAUCCCAAAAGGUAAAAAUCCCGUGCUGUAAUUUAACAGGAUGCAAUUAACCGCAGUUAUGUUAUACCUUUAUAGAGACUUCGUGAAGACAAAUACGGGGAAAGAAAUAUCCGCUCUAAUGAGCUUCAGACAAUAGAAAGGAAAAGGAGACAGCAAGACAGGUUUUAAACUAGCCAAAUCUCUCAGUCACAUUUCUGGCACACAAAUCACUGUGUGCUUAAGCUCCAAGAUUCCUGCAUCUGCAUAAGAGUCACAGAAACAGUGUCUAAUUCCCCAGACAAGGUACUUCUGAAACAAACUUAUCCUCUGCUACCACUGGCUACUAACACUGGAA